CACAAUUUUACUCGAUUUUAUAAUCAAAUGUAACACAUAAAAAUUCUACAAAAAUUUUAAAUUGAUAGAAAAUAAUAAUGAGCAGGAAAUUACCGAAGAAUGGAGUUCCGAAUUCAAAAGAUGAUAAUUCGCAGGAUGAAAAUGAGGACUUGCAGCAAGCGAUUAAAGAAAUGGUCAAGACUCCCGAUAUAGAAGAAAGGCCAGGGACGAGUAGUAAACGUUCCGAUGUGCAGUGCGAUUCUCGAGAUUUGGAUAAACACAAACCGUUCUCGAAGGUGAUACAAAAAAGUCAAGUGGAACAAGAGUCCCAAACAGGAGAGCCCUGUGAAAAGCCUAGGAAAUCGAAACAUAAGCAUUCAAAAUUGGAUAGCGAGGACAGCUGGUCUACACUCCUUAUACAAAGGUUUACCUGGACAAAUAAAACUCAAACUACUGAUGUAGUUUUGCCCGAAAGUGUCCAAAUUAACACAGAUACAAUAAACGAAACACAACCGUCUACCACGGAACCAUUUAAAUGUGUCAAAGCAAAGAGUACGGAGAAAAUAAAUUCUUCUACCGAUACCUCAAACGAAAGCCUAAUACGAACAGAUCAUUACGGACAAUCAAAUGAAGGACAGAAGGAAAAUGCAUACGAUGGGAGUCCGUUAGUUGAUGAGGGAUCGAAUGAAGAAUCGGUGGAAUUUCUUGAGAAACUACGAAAAAUUGAGGAGGCCUCCAAACCCAAAACUUGGAGGAGACCAACACCGAUCGUAAUAAAGCCUAAAGAGGCAUCUUCCACCACGAAAAAGAAAGACGAAGUGGAGGCAACACUGCCCACUAGUACUGAGAAGCAUAGGUAUAUUAAUAUUUUAAAGGUUCCAUUACAUCGUAAUUUAAAUUAUGCCACGCAAGAUGAGUCGAAGCGGAACCCCGAUCAGCCACCGGGAGAUAACGAUCCUUCGCACUCGAACCGCCCGACAGAAUCGCCAGAGAAGGAACUAUCAAAUUCAGAAGGAACUUCCGACCAAAAACCUGAAGAAGUACCAGAAAAAAAGCAAGAGGAACCGACUGCAGAUCAGUCCGCUGAAAAAAAUCGUCGAAAUACAGAUUCUCAAAGAACCCUGACAAUAACUGGGCAUUCGCACGUUACCACAAAGCUAGAUAAACACUGUCAUUUCAAAGAGCAGGAAUCUGGAGUGGAUAAGCCCGCCAGACGCAAAUUAAUAGUCGCCUGCAUUCUGUGCUUGGUGUUCAUGAUUAUCGAGGCUGUCGGCGGAUUUGUUUCCAAUAGUCUGGCCAUUGCCACAGACGCUGCCCAUUUGUUAACGGACCUGUCCUCAUUUCUCAUCUCACUCUUCGCAUUGCAUCUGGCUGGAAGGCCUGCGUCUGAGCGACUCAACUUUGGAUGGUAUCGGGCAGAGGUCAUCGGGGCCAUGAUAUCCGUAUUCUUUAUCUGGGUAUUAACAGGCAUCCUCGUGUACAUGGCCAUUAUGCGGUGGGUGAACCAAGACUUCGAGCUGGACGCCGUGGUAAUGCUGAUCACGUCUGCGCUGGCCAUAGCAUUCAACUUGAUAAUGGCCGUGCAAUUGCAUUUCGACAACUUGCACUUCGUUCCGGGAAAGUUCAAAAGGUCAAAGGUCGUGGGAUCGGAGACAGGGAGCGAGGUCGGCUUGUCGAUGGUGGGCAGGUCUGUGUCCACCCAGCUCCCUGUAAAGGAGGAACAGAACAUCAAUGUGCGGGCGGCGCUGAUUCAUGUAAUCGGGGAUCUUAUCCAGAGCGUUGGGGUUUUUGUAGCCGCUUUGAUUAUAUUCUUUCUGCCGGCCUGGGCCUUCAUGGACUCGGUUUGCACGCUCUUCUUCUCGGUGCUGGUUAUUGUGGUCACAAUCAAAAUUUUAAAAGACGUCCUAAUGGUCCUGAUGGAGGCCACACCGGAUUUCAUGGAUUACGAGGAGGUCAAGCGGACAUUUCUAUCUAUUCCGGGAGUUGAGCAUGUCCAUAACCUGAGGAUUUGGGCUCUGUCCAUUAACAAGGUGGCCUUGUCCGCCCACCUGGCCAUUUCUAAGGAUGCCGAUCCUCAGCUGAUCCUCGAGGAGGCUACCAAACUGAUCCACAAACGUUUCCGAUUUUUUGAGACCACCAUACAGAUCGAGGAAUACUCGCCAGACAUGGAGAACUGUGAGCAGUGCUCGAGUCCUGCAGAUAAAAAUGAAAGACGAAAGUCCGCGGACUUGGAAAAGGGCGCAGCGGAUGCGGAUCCAAAAAAGAUGCAGAUGCAGCAGCCCGCCGAUUCUGAAAACGGAUAAGAGAUUAUUCCGCAGCCUCCUUUGAAAAGAAUCUAUUCGUGUUCACCAUUUUUAAAUGAUGUGUUAUACCUUUAAAUGAUACAAAAUUUAAAUGUGUACCAAUUAUUAUCCAAAUAUACGUAGAUUUUAUUUUA
Messenger RNA from Drosophila biarmipes, 2416 nucleotides. It is a transcript of the gene ZnT33D, whose product is annotated as zinc transporter 2. Gene Ontology annotation, molecular function: zinc ion transmembrane transporter activity. Gene Ontology annotation, biological process: zinc ion transmembrane transport; response to zinc ion. The record is from RefSeq and is a predicted model, not a curated record. The coding region runs from base 78 to 2282 and encodes 734 amino acids. Gene Ontology annotation, cellular component: plasma membrane. The transcript is spliced from 2 exons. Lineage: Eukaryota; Metazoa; Arthropoda; Insecta; Diptera; Drosophilidae.